Messenger RNA from Trypanosoma brucei brucei TREU927, 903 nucleotides. Its product is annotated as pyridoxal kinase. The record is from RefSeq and is a predicted model, not a curated record. Gene Ontology annotation, biological process: pyridoxal 5'-phosphate salvage. The coding region runs from base 1 to 903 and encodes 300 amino acids. Gene Ontology annotation, cellular component: cytosol. Gene Ontology annotation, molecular function: pyridoxal kinase activity. The transcript has a single exon. Lineage: Eukaryota; Euglenozoa; Kinetoplastea; Trypanosomatida; Trypanosomatidae.
AUGUCAGAGAAGACGGUUUUAUCGAUUCAAUCAUUUGUUACGCAUGGCUACGUCGGGAAUAAGGCUGCUACGUUUCCUCUGCAGCUGCAUGGUUUCGAUGUGGACGGUAUUAACACCGUUUGUCUCUCAAACCACAGUGGGUACCCAGUUAUUAGGGGCCACAGAAUGAGCUUACAGGAAUACGACGAACUAAUGGAAGGCGUCCGAGCGAAUAACUUCCUCAGCAACUAUCGCUACAUUCUGACCGGAUAUAUAAAUAAUGUUGACAUUAUUGGGAGAAUACGCGACACAUUAAAGGAAGUGCGGGAGCUCCGAGAAAAGGAAGACAAGAAGUUAACCUUCAUUUGUGACCCCGUCAUGGGCGAUGAUGGUAUCAUGUACUGCAAGAAAGAAGUAUUGGAUGCGUAUCGGGAGCUGGUCCCUUUGGCGGAUAUCGUCACACCAAAUUACUUCGAGGCUUCGUUGUUGAGUGGCGUCACCGUCAAUGAUCUCAGUAGUGCUAUACUGGCUGCUGACUGGUUCCACAACUGUGGUGUUGCUCAUGUUAUCAUCAAGUCGUUUCGUGAGCAGGAAAAUCCAACUCACCUGCGGUUUCUGUACUCCGUGAAGGAGGGAUCAGAAGCUGCGGUGCGGCGAUUUUCAGGAGUGGUACCAUAUCAUGAAGGUCGCUACACCGGAACGGGCGACGUUUUUGCCGCGUGCCUUCUUGCCUUCUCUCAUUCUCAUCCAAUGGAUGUGGCGAUUGGCAAAUCGAUGGCUGUAUUGCAGGAACUCAUCAUCGCAACCCGAAAGGAGGGAGGUGACGGUAAAAGUUCAUUGAAAAGUAGGGAACUGCGUGUCGUUGCAUCACCGCAAGUGGUGCUACAACCAAGCACAGUUGUUGACGUUAAACCAAUUUCAUGA